GGAAGGAACCUCAUGCUUGCAACAUGGAGAAAGUUUCAGCAUUGAAAGACCAGGGCAACAAAGCGCUGAGCGCAGGAAAUAUUGAUGAGGCUGUGAGGUGCUACACCGAAGCCUUGACUCUCGACCCUUCAAACCAUGUCCUGUUCAGUAACCGCUCAGCUGCCUAUGCUAAGAAAGGCAACUAUGAGAAUGCUCUCCAGGAUGCCUGUCAGACCAUCAAGAUAAAGCCUGACUGGGGCAAGGGCUACUCCCGCAAAGCCGCAGCUUUGGAAUUUCUUGGCCGAUUGGAAGAUGCCAAGGCAACUUACCAAGAGGGACUCCGGCAAGAGCCAAGUAAUCAGCAGCUAAAGGAGGGUUUACAGAACAUCGAGGCCCGGCUUGCAGAGAAAUCAAUGAUGAACCCAUUCGCCAUGCCCAACUUGUAUCAGAAGCUGGAGGGUGAUUCUCGGACCCGUGAGUUAUUGUCAGACCCCAGCUACAGAGAAUUGCUGGAGCAGCUCAGGAACAAACCAUCGGAGCUUGGCACGAAGCUGCAGGAUCCCAGAGUGAUGACCACACUCUCUGUGCUGCUGGGACUGAAUCUCUCUGAGAUGGAGGAAGAGGAGGAGCCCACCCCCCCUCCUCCCCCCAAGCCCAAAGAGACUCAGCCACCUCCACCCAAAGAGGAAGACCUUCCUGAAAACAAGAGAAAGGCCUUGAAGGAAAAAGAACUUGGGAAUGCUGCAUAUAAGAAUAAGGACUUUGAACUGGCGCUGAAACAUUAUGAAGAAGCAAUCAAACAUGACCCCACCAACAUGACGUACAUUUCUAAUCAAGCAGCUGUGUACUUUGAAAAGCAAGACUUUGAGAAGUGUCGAGAGCUGUGUGAGAAGGCCAUUGAUGUCGGCAGAGAGAACAGAGAAGACUACAGACAGAUUGCAAAGGCCUUGGCUAGGAUUGGCAACUCAUACUUCAAGCAGGAAAAAUACAAAGAAGCUGUUCAAUAUUUCAACAAGAGUUUGACAGAGCAUCGUACCCCUGGCGUCUUGAAGAAGUGUCAGCAGGCAGAGAAGAUACUGAAGGAGCAGGAGAAACUAGCCUACAUCAACCCAGAAUUAGCCCUGGAAGAGAAGAACAAGGGCAACGACGCCUUCCAGAAAGGAGACUACCCAUUAGCCAUGAAACAUUACACUGAGGCCAUCAAGAGAAACCCCAAUGAUGCCAAACUCUUCAGUAACAGAGCUGCCUGCUACACAAAGCUGCUGGAGUUUCAACUUGCCCUGAAGGAUUGUGAAGAGUGCAUCAAACUUGAGCCCACUUUCAUAAAAGGCUACACGCGUAAAGGAGCUGCUUUGGAGGCCAUGAAAGAUUAUUCUAAAGCUAUGGACGCGUACCAGAAGGCUCUGGAGCUCGACUCUUCCUCAAAGGAAGCCACAGAGGGCAUGCAGCGCUGUAUGGUCAGUCAGGCCAUGAGGAAUGACAGCCCUGAGGAAGUGAAGAAAAGGGCCAUGGCUGAUCCUGAGGUGCAGCAGAUUAUGAGUGACCCAGCAAUGCGCAUGAUCCUUGAGCAAAUGCAGAAGGACCCUCAGGCUCUCAGCGACCACUUAAAGAAUCCAGUUAUUGCCCAGAAGAUUCAGAAACUCAUUGACGUUGGACUGAUAGCCAUUCGUUGAUGAGAGACAAGAGCCAGAUGUGUGAAGAAACUCCCAAGACUACAGUGGUACAACAUGCAAAACCCUCCAAAAUAUUACAUCCUCUUUUUUGCCUUCAAAAUUCAAAACGAUAUUGUCCUUAGUCUCACUGAGACUUUGUGUGUAUGUUAUGUUUUUUAAAAUUUCACAACUUUUACAUUGUAUCUAAGAAAGCAUCUUGUUGUCAUCUGGAAAACUUCAGGACUCCAGAAAUCUUUCUCUGGAAAAUCUGGAUUCAUGUGUACAGAUACUUAAAUACAUCUUAAAAUAAACAUCACAUUGCACUGCA
Toxotes jaculatrix (banded archerfish) is the source of this 1959-nucleotide messenger RNA. It is a transcript of the gene stip1, whose product is annotated as stress-induced phosphoprotein 1. Lineage: Eukaryota; Metazoa; Chordata; Actinopteri; Toxotidae. The record is from RefSeq and is a predicted model, not a curated record. The transcript is spliced from 14 exons. Gene Ontology annotation, molecular function: Hsp90 protein binding. The coding region runs from base 24 to 1652 and encodes 542 amino acids.